ACCAUCAUGGCGAUGGGUUUUAGUUGCGUCUUUGAUUUACAGUUCAGAAAUUUGUCGUAAUGAUCCGAAUCGUAUUUUUUUGUAAUUAUUUCUAAUAUCCGCAAAACUUUUUCUGAUUAUUUUAUUUGGGACUACUUUUAUGUGAAUUCCAUUAUGGUGAAAUUAACAGAAGAAAUGGUCGUGGCUCGGACACGAAUGUCCGAUUUUUCUGCGGUAAAGAAGCUUAAUUGUUGGGGCACAGAAUUAACUGAUGUAAGCAUUUUAAGGAAAAUGAAAAAUGUGGAAGUAUUAUCAUUAAGUGUUAACAAUAUCAGUACCCUUGCUGAUUUUCAAUACUGCUUAAGUCUUCAAGAUUUAUUUGUUAGAAAGAAUAAUAUUAAAGAUUUGAAUGAAGUUUGUUAUCUUCAAGGUUUACCAAAUUUAAGAAAUUUAUGGCUUGGUGAAAAUCCUUGUGCUGAGAAAGAAGGAUAUCGAUUAGCAGUUUUAAGAGCUUUACCAAAUCUACAAAAUCUUGAUGAUAAAAUAGUAUCACCUGAAGAAGUGCAAACUGCAUUGACAAGAGGUCGUAUAUUGGUUCAUCCUCUUGAGAUGGAUGCCUCCCCACCACAAUCAGACACAGUUAGUCCAGAAGAUAUUACUACUGAAUAUAUUGAAGAAACCGAAGGGAUACGGCAUCGAAGAUAUAGUUCAUCAAGUGAUCAGAGAAGCUUAGAAGAAACACAGCAUACUCAAGAAGAGUAUCAUGAUCCUGAUCACAGAAAUGCAAACUAUAAUGCAUCACCAUCCCAUCAUUAUUCUCAAAAUAAUCAAUAUGCAUAUGAGCUACAGAAUGGACAGUCAAAGAAUCAAAGCAAAGAUGAUACUGUACGUACAGAGUCGCGCGACGUCAGUGAAAAUGUGGCCACUAAUACUAUUGAAAUAAUCAAGGAAUAUGAUGAUCGUCCUGCAAUUUCGAGACAUAAUGGUGAUUAUGAUGAAAGAAGAACUUAUGCGGAAUAUAGUAAUAACGAUACGGCACAGCGUCCAUAUGCACCAACAUCUCCAAGAACACAGUAUUCUAUGAAUGAAUCUGUAGAUGAUAGGCGUAUAGAAAGAAACAAUUAUGAUUAUGAUAAUAGAUUGAAAUCUGAAUAUGAAGAACAUCAUGACCACAGGAUAAAGUCAGAUUAUGAAGAGCAACAACAACCACCAGCUCAAUCAAGACGAAUGGCAGUCCAUCAUAAUAUGGAGAGGGAUGAUUCAAAUCAAGCUCCUGGAUGGGUAAGACAUACUGACAAAGAAAAGUGCAGGUCACAAUUUCAUUAUCACAGGAGACCCGUUACGAGAAAUUCCAACAUAUUAUCAGCUGUGUUAUGCUUAGUUAAGGAGCUUGAUUACCCAAGUUUAGAAGUGGUAGAAAUGGCUGUUAGAAAUCGAAUGGAUGAAUUAGAAGAAUGA
Molecule: messenger RNA, 1437 nt
Organism: Habropoda laboriosa
Lineage: Eukaryota; Metazoa; Arthropoda; Insecta; Hymenoptera; Apidae
Exons: 10
Coding region: 154-1437 (427 amino acids)
Biological process (GO): cytoskeleton organization
Molecular function (GO): protein binding
Source: RefSeq, a predicted model, not a curated record